This is a messenger RNA of Bolinopsis microptera, 1586 nucleotides long. RefSeq lists its product as uncharacterized. The coding region runs from base 126 to 851 and encodes 241 amino acids. Lineage: Eukaryota; Metazoa; Ctenophora; Tentaculata; Lobata; Bolinopsidae. The transcript has 4 exons. The record is from RefSeq and is a predicted model, not a curated record.
AAGGUUUUCCGCUGAAAGGUUUCUGAUUACAUUUUUUGUAACUGUUAGCCUGUGCUAUUGAACGAUAAUUGACUGGUUCUACUUGUUUGGUUUCUGUGAACUUCUUAUUGAAGUUCCAAUCUAUCAUGAUCGCUAUAGUGUUGAGAAACGUUAGUAAGAGCGCUGCAAAACUUUCUUCUUUUCAUUCUCGAACCUUCUCGAAUAUUGGCCCAUUAGAAACAUCACAAGUGGAGCAAUGGAGACACUCGGGUUACACGGUUGUUUCCAAUCUCCUGGAAAGGGGUCUUAUAGAGGAAUCCGCGCAUCUCAUGGCAGACCCGAACAGGAAACACAACUGGGACUUCGGUUCUGACGGAGAGUUCGAGUUUCCGACAGGUCACGUGAUAGAUGAGAUCACAGUACACGAGCAGCUGAUUGGAGCGGUGAAGCAGCUGUUGGGAGAGGAGGAAGUGCUGUUGACUCAGAGCGAUGCUUGGUUGAAGGCAGGAAGCAAGGACAACAAUCCUCAGAGUAACAAGAAUCAGAGGUUCCACAUGGACUACGGCAACCACACUUUCCUACACCCACCAGAGUGGCAACAACCUGAAGCUGUGGCUGCUAUUGUUUAUUUAUCCGAUAUAGAGAAAACAGGAGGGGGCACAGCAGUAGUGGAAAGGACAGGACCAGAAGACCAACUCUACCAACCACCCUACAUAAACAUGCCCGGACAGGCCGGCCACCCCUUUAUCAACGACAGAGAUCACUGUGAGACUUACUUUGCUGAGAACUUCCCUGAAGUUGCAAGGUUUAGAGAGAAGCUAUAUCAGAGACAGGUUAUACCCGACUAUAGUAAAGGCGACGUAUUGUUGUAGAGAUACGACACAUGGCAUAGAGGGACCCCAGUUCAUCCCAACCAGGUCCGCUGUGUCAUGAACCUCGCCUGGAAGAAGAAACAGUCUCACUGGUUUGGGGUGUGGAACCCCGGGUGGGCCACUAAGAAUUACUAUGGGGUCUCCGAGAAACUGUUUACUGAUAUGAGUCCGGUUCAAAGGGCCACGAUAGGAGUACCGCUACCUGGACACCAGUAUUGGGAUAGGAGGAAGUUGGGGUAUCUUCAGGCUCGGUACCCUAGUAUUGACAUCAAACCUUACCUCGAGAAGCUUGACUAGGGUUGAAAUUUGUUUAGCUUGUACUUACUGGUCAUUAAUUUGUGGGGGCUACAAUUUUUUGUUAAUGUUAUUCUGAAAAAUAUAUUUGUUCGGUUUAAGUGAUUGGUCAUCGGCGCAAAAAGUGAACUGAAGGGUUUAUUACCAUCAAGGUCUACCUAACUACAAAAUAAGAUUUUAAAUAUAAGUGAUCUUGCUAUGACUUGUGAAAGUUACAAACACAACUAAGUCUAAAGGUGCGUACAAGGAAAAGCUCUUACCUACUGGGCUGAGAUUCCUUGCAAACAAAACAUUGUCGUCAUUAAAAGUCUUCAGAGGUCGGCAAAUUUGAAUAUAUUAAAAUAGAAUAAAGCUGAAACUUUUGCCGGUGAUGCCUCGCAAUAUUGUCAAGGCAGGCAAUGCUAUCAUCAGGAGGUGCUUCACCUUUCCUGCCUCAUUGCU